CUGGAAAGGCAUAAGAAGUCAGAAGUCGGAACUCAGAAGUCAGAAGUCAGAAGUCAGAAGUCAGAAGUCGGAAGUCAGAAGUCAGAAGUCAGAAGUCGGAAGUCAGAAGUCAGAAGUCAGAAGUCGGAAGUCAGAAGUCAGAAGUCGGAACUCAGAAGUCAGAAGUCAGAAGUCGGAAGUCAGAAGUCAGAAGUCGGAACUCAGAAGUCAGAAGUCGGAAGUCAGAAGUCAGAAGUCAGAAGUCAGAAGUCAGAAGUCGGAAGUCAGAAGUCGGAACUCGGAAGUCAGAAGUGGCCCUCCUCGGCCAUCGUACAAUAUAAUAUGUUGA
Messenger RNA from Paramuricea clavata, 328 nucleotides. The record is from the annotation of a GenBank genome assembly. NCBI's taxonomy places the organism in Eukaryota, Metazoa, Cnidaria, Anthozoa, Malacalcyonacea, Plexauridae.